Messenger RNA from Acanthoscelides obtectus, 3273 nucleotides. Lineage: Eukaryota; Metazoa; Arthropoda; Insecta; Coleoptera; Chrysomelidae. The record is from the annotation of a GenBank genome assembly.
AUGUCUAGCUAUGGGUCUCAGAGUUCAUCUAGAUACAGCUCAAGCAGUUACUCUAGGAACAGCAGUGCUACACAAUAUUGCUUUCCUAAUAAUGAAGCUAUGCCCCCUAUUAGUCCUGAACAGGAAAAUGCUAUUUACAUGGUUCAUGUAGAUAAUGUGAAGACAGAUCCUGUAAAUAUUAGGUUGCCACAAAAUGCAAUCAACAAUGUUAGAACUUACCUUAUUAAUAAUUAUUUUGCAAAUUUACCUACUGAGAUGAAGCCGAUCAAUAUGGAGUCCCAGGACGCUGCAACAAAAAGAAAACUUUCUAAGAAGCAACUUAAAAAAAAUAGUUCAGCUUACUUGCGCCAAGGAGAAAAAGCCAAUGCAAGAAAAAAGAAAUUCUUAGAUAAGAUGACAGAGGAAGAGAUAGAGAUCAAAAGGGCUAAGGAUAGAGCAUACUAUCGGAAAAAGAAAGCUGAGAAGAAAGUUAAAAACAUUGCUGAGAUGACUGAAAGAGAAAAGCGAAAGCAAAGAAAAAUUUGGAAAGAAGCGUCAAAGAAAUACAGAGAAAAGAAAAAGACAUUAUCAACUAUACUAAACAAUACUCCGCCACAUUCCGAUGAUGAGUUAGCUGCAUCACCUUCAGUAAGAAAAACAGUGGGUAGAAAAAUUGUGCGGAAGGACAGAGCCAAAGCAUAUCGUAAAAUCAAACAACAGGAGAAAACAAUUGCUAAAAUUACACGUAAAUAUGAAACCUUGAAGAAAAAACUAAGAAGAAAAGAAAAUAGAGAACAGGAGAAAUCUCAGCCACCAACAACUCCUAACAGCAAGGUUGACGCAUUGAUAAAAAAUGUUGACGUCCCUCCUGAGGUGCGCAAGAAUCUUUUAUUUAACGAAGUACUGACUACGCAAUUAAAAGAAAAAGCUGGUAGUUUGAAAAAAAACUCUAAAGAGAAUGAAGUCUUCCAAAAAUGUGUCAGCGGUGAUUUGGUAAGGAAAUACAAAUUGCUUCAUAUGGUUAAGACUUUUUUGCCAAAAGAAAGAACCAGUACAUCGAUUUUGAAGUCGGAUACCAAAAUUCGUGAGGUUGUGUUGAAGCAUGAUAUUCGUCAAAAAGUUGAAGAUUUCUUCCAGAGUGACGAUAUCAGUAGGAUGUGCCCAGCUAAGAGAGAUUUUGUAAAAAAAAACGGCAUUAAGAAACAAAAACGCAUCCUUUUAUUUCCUGUUAAAGAACUGAUGUCAAAAUUCGUUAGCGAAACUGGAAUAAACUUGUCUUAUACGACAUUAUUAAGAGCAAAACCAUUUUGGGUGGUAUCUCCAAAAUUAAGAGACAGACAAACUUGUUUGUGUGUCAAACACGAAAAUUAUGAAUUCAAGCUGAAAAAAUUAAAAAGCUUACACCAAAUUGCUCAAGGGAGUGUAGAGAAAAAUAUCGAGAAGUAUAGUUGCGACAUAACUUCUUAUGACUGCAUGAAUGGUAUAUGUGAUAAAUUCAACAAUCCUACGCUUGAGCCAACUGAUAAUACAGAUACUGUUAACUAUUUCCAAUGGAAGUCUGUUAUUGAAGAAAAAAUUGUAAAGGGCCUGAAUAAGAAGUUCAAGAUCACGAAAAAAACUUACAACAUGUCUGACUUGCCAUUUAAACUAGUCGAUAUGACGGAAGGUGAAUUAUACGCCGAACUCGAAAACAUUUAUUCAGAAAUGGAACAAAGUCGUAUAAACGGUGAAGAAAUUCCAUCUGAUUGUGAAUCGUUAGCCAGUAGCAGAGACGACCAAGAAAGUGAUACAGAAACUACUAUUAGAAGCAACGUGUUGAUAUGUUCAUAUAGUGACUCAGAAGAUGAUAUACCUUUGUCAACUAUCGCUGGAAAACUGCAGCUAGCUUCAUCUGCCUCAUCAGUUGGAAGAAAGUCUCCAGUUUGGUCUAAUGUGAAAACUCCUACACCACCUCCAGAUUUUACUGCGCAUUCUGGUCUAGCAGAUUGUGUAACGAAUAUGACAGAUCCAACACCGUACAAAUUAUUUCAAUUAUUUUUUUCUGACUCCCUGAUAGAAAGUUUUGUUUUUGAAACGAACCUGUAUGCUCAACAACAGUUCAGCAAGCAUAAACCAACUGAUGUUCGUGAAAUUAAAACAUUUUUGGGGUUAAAUUUACUUAUGGGCAUAAAGCGCCUUCCAAGUUAUAGGGACCAUUGGUCUCGCGCGCCAGAUCUACAUGACUCUUAUGUCAGUAAUCUAAUGUCGGUAAAGCGAUUUAGUUGGUUGCUUGGAAAUAUUCACUUGAAUGACAAUUCAUUGAUGGCAAAAAAAGGCGAAGCCAAUUACGACAAGCUGUACAAAGUAAGGCCAUUGUUGAACCGUAUGUCAGAGGCAUUUGGAAAAUGUAUGCUGCCAAGUCGUGAAGUUGCCAUAGAUGAAUCCAUGAUAAAAUUCAAAGGGAGAAGUUCUCUCAAACAAUAUAUGCCAAAAAAACCUACUAAAAGGGGAUACAAAGUGUGGAUGCUGGCUGAUAAAAAUGGGUACUGUCUAAAAUUUGAUAUUUAUACAGGAAAACCUAGUGGUGAUGUCGAGAAAAACUUGGGCUCAAGAAUUGUGAAACAGCUAUGCGAGGGUCUCGAAAAUAAAAAUCACUUGGUCUAUUUUGACAAUUUUUUCAACGGAGUCGAGCUAAUGGAAGAUCUAAAAAAUAUGCAGAUACAUGCCUGUGGUACUGUUAAUUCUUCUAGGCGGAAUAUUCCGAAGUUCAAAUCAGAUAAGAACAUGAAAAGAGGUGAUAUCGAGUGGUUUACAAGCAAUAGUGAUUUGUCUGUUAUUAAAUGGAAGGACAAGCGUUCCGUUUUUCUCCUGUCUAACUUCCAUGACCCACGUGAUACUCUUGAAGUGAACCGAAAAGAAGAGAAUGGAUCAAUUACCAAAGUGCCUUGUCCAAAAGCCCUUUCUGAUUACAAUGCCAAUAUGAAUUUUGUCGACAAGUUCGACCAAAAUCUUACUUCCUACAAAAUAGAUCGAAAAAGCCAUAAAUGGUGGCAUCGCAUUUUCUUCUUUUUCCUGGAUGCUGCUGUUGUUAAUGCAUUUAUAUUAUAUAAGGAGUUACAGCUACCCACACUUUCUAUGAAAGAUUUCCGAAGAAGUAUAAUACAAGGUCUUGUUGUACAACAACUGAAAUUCGAUUUGAAGGUUCAUCUCAUCAACCUGAACGCGGUACUCGACGUCGGUGUGCUUACUGUAGCACUAAAAAAAAACAAGACUUUCACAGAAAUAAAUAGGAAUAGGGCGGUGGUACAUAUAUAG